This is a messenger RNA of Leptonychotes weddellii (Weddell seal), 1446 nucleotides long. The record is from RefSeq and is a predicted model, not a curated record. Lineage: Eukaryota; Metazoa; Chordata; Mammalia; Carnivora; Phocidae.
AUGCUGGGCACAAAAUGGUUUCAACAUGUGAUUGAGACCCCAGAGCCUGGCAAGUGGGAAUUGUCUGGGUAUGAGGAAGCCCUGCCAACCACAGAGAAGUCAAACCCACUGACCCGGGACCUGGACAAAGCAGAUGCCGAGCAAAUUGUUUGACUGCUGGGACAAUGUGAUGCUGAGAUCUUCCAGGAGGAGGGGCAAGUCAUGCCCACGUACCAGCGACUGUAUAGUGAAUCGAUUCUGACCACCAUGGUACAAGUGGCUGGCAAAGUUCAGGAAGUGCUGAAGGAGCCUGAGGGGGCGCUGGUGGUGCUGAGCGGAGGGGUUACCUCUGGCAGGAUGGCAUUUCUCAUGUUGGUCUCCUUCAACCAGCUGAUGAAAGGUCUAGGACAGAAACCCCUUUACACCUACCUCAUUGCAGGGGGUGACAGGUCUGUGGUGGCAUCUAGGGAGGGGACAGAAGAUAGUGCCCUGCAUGGGAUUGAGGAACUGAAGAAGGUGGCUGCUGGGAAGAAGAGGGUGAUCGUCAUUGGCAUUUCGGUGGGACUCUCUGCUCCCUUUGUGGCAGGCCAGAUGGAUUACUGCAUGGACAACCCAGCCAUCUUUUUGCCAGUACUGGUUGGUUUCAACCCUGUGAACAUGGCCAGAAAUGACCCCAUUGAAGACUGGAGCUCCACAUUCCGACAAAUAGCAGAGCGGAUGCAGAAACUGCAAGAGAAACAAGAAGCUUUUGUGCUCAAUCCUGCAAUUGGGCCCAAGGGCCUCAGUGGCUCAUCCUGGAUGAAAGGUGGAAGUGCAACCAAGAUCCUGCUGGAAACCCUGCUACUGGAGGGUUGUAGGGUCUCCCUGCUCUCAGCACAUUCUCUCCUGUACCGGGGCAUCGCAGCAUCUCAGAGGUGCCUUCUGGAAAUCCUGCGGACAUUUGAGCGGGCUCAUCAGGUGACCUAUAGUCAAAGCCCUAAGAUCACUGCCCUGAUGAAGCAAGCCAGCACCAGCCUGGAGAAAAAAGGCCCAGUGUACCUGGUUGGGUGGCAGACCCUCGGCAUCAUUGCCAUCAUGGACGGAGUGGAGUGCAUCCACACCUUUGGUGCUGACUUCUGAGAUGUCCGUGGCUUUUUCAUUGGUGAUCACAGUGAUAAGUUUAACCAGAAGGCUGAGCUCAUCAACCAGGGUCCCCAGUUCUCCUUCUCCCAGAAGGACUUCCUGACUUCCAUCUUGCCAUCCCUCAUGGAAAUUGACACUGUGGUCUUCAUUUUUACCCUGGAUGACAACCUCAUGGAGGUGCAGACGCUGGUGGAGCAGGUGAAAGAGAAGACUGCCAACAUCCAGGCCCUGGCACAUAGCACCGUGGGCCAGGCCCUGCCGGUCCCCUCGAAGAAGUUCGUCCCCUCCAUCAUCAACAUCAUGUGGCCACUGCUUUUCUUCGAAUAUGAAGGGAACUUCAUCCAG